Molecule: messenger RNA, 1629 nt
Organism: Schistosoma rodhaini
Lineage: Eukaryota; Metazoa; Platyhelminthes; Trematoda; Strigeidida; Schistosomatidae
Source: the annotation of a GenBank genome assembly
AUGUUUGAAUGUAAAUGUAAAAAUCAAAAUAUUAAAGUGUUAAUAAUACUUGUCAUUAUAUCAAUACUAUUAUAUGUUGCUGUGGAAAUAUGUUUAUUUGUCUCUGAUCAAUAUGUGAUAUAUAAAUAUUUAAUGGAACAUGGUCUACCUUAUGGCCAUCUGCUUAAUAACAGUAGAAAGAAACGAUUAUCUGAUGAAGAUGAUAAAAAAUUGAAGUUAGUUCAAGCCAAAGCUGCUUGGGUAGAAUCUGUCAGUAAUCUUAUACGUUUAAGUUUUGGAUUAGCAACAGUUCUUAUUAUUGGAUAUAUAUCAGAUCAUUACGGUCGUAAAAUUGCUUUAGGUAUAUUGAUUUUUGGUGAAGCGUUAUAUAUCGGACUAAUAGGUUUUAUCAUCUACUUAAAUUUGAAUCCAUGGACAGUUGUUUUUCCAGGUUUAUUUGAAGGACUUUUUGGUGGUGGUCUUAUAUCAUUCACUGCCCAAAUAUCUGCAUGUUUAGCUGAUAUCACUGUACAACCGGAAGAUUUUAAUGAAAAUUCUAAUACAUCAGGUUUAAGUCAACAAUAUACAUCUAAAGAGUACAGAUGGUUAUUCUUUACGAUGUAUGAUAGUUUGGCAAGUUUAAGUCAUGCUUGUGGUAGUCUAUUUGGAGGUAUGGUGGUACACCGCUUGGGUUUUGGUGUGUCUAUUAUUAUAUGUCUUGCAUUAUAUACUACCUCAGUAGUCGGAUUAUCAAUUCUUCCUGAAACCAAUCUGGAUGUAUUAAAGAGAAGACAUAAUCAACAAAAUAAUGCUAUCUGUCAAUACAGUGAAUCUAGAUAUUCUGAAGAUGGUCUACUCUACUUAGAAAUUAAAAAAAAUACAUUUAUCAUUAAAAUACUGGAAAUAUUCAUAAAAAUGCUUAAGGCGAUUCAACAUUCUAGUCCUUUAUCAAGAAUAGUUAUGACAUUGCUUUUUUCCGUAUCUGUAACAGUUUUAGCAGAUCUGCAGUAUAUCUACAUAUAUUUAAUGGGUUGUCCAUUUUUUUGGAAUGCACAGACAGUCGGAUUAUAUGCAGGUGUAUCUGAUGCUUUAUCAGCAUGUUUGUCUAUCACAUUCACUGUGGCAAUUUACAAUUGGGAACAAACUCGUAUAUUACAAUUAUGCAGCAUGGGGGAUACAAAAGAAUAUGUUGCAGAAUAUAAUUCCAUGGAAAUUACAUCAAAAGAAAUACGAAUAUUAUUUAUGAUUACAACUGUGAUAUUUAUAGGAUUUGGAUUUAUGUUAAUCAACAAAAUAUUGAUGGGUAUUGCUUUCUUAUUCACUUUACCUACUGCUAAUUACAUUGUUUACGGAGCAUCAGCUGUAAGAUUGGUGAAAAAUACACUUAUUGCACCGAUUCGAACUAUGAUCUCUAUAAUAACACCAAAUGAUAAACAAGGUUUCAUAUUAUCUCUUGGAGCAUUUAUUUCGUUUGUGGGAUUUCUGUUCAAUCUAACAGUUUUCCCACUUAUUUAUGCCGGAACUGUACACGUAUUUCCUGGUGCUGUUUUCUUUAUGUGUGGUAUACUCAUAACGAUUACUAUCGGUUUCGGAGUAUUAUUACCAAUACGAUUAACAAGAAUACAAAAAGAAAUGAUUUUAUUAAAUUAA